UAGUCUUUCUGUAACACUUAACGCUGGUAAUUAUACUGAAAACAUGAUUGUCAGUCGCUUCCUAAAACUGUCCGAGUCGUUAAGCGUGUUUACAGUGACGAAUAAGUUAUAACUAUGUACUACAAUAGGCUGCAUGGUGUUUGUUGUGCAGCUGCCGGGUGUUGUUUGUUUCUUUGACCCCGAGCACUGAGAGUGAGUCUAGCGGUCAUUUUGGCUUUAUCUCAUUCAGCUGAGCUUUUCUAUCAGUACCAAUGUUCUGUCCUGUAUCAAAUGCUGCAGCAGGGAUCAACAAGAUUUAGUUUGCUGAUGCAGUCAUGAAUGACCUCGUGCAAGUGCAAUGUAGAUCCCAGGAGUCCGGCUGUGUUUGUGCAUUCAAAACAAAUAAACCUGAUCAUUGAAGCAAUGACCCUGGGUUAGGGGAUCAUUAUCCCAAAUGUAGCAGAUCACCCAAGACCUAAGUUUGGUCUCUGAUAUGAUUGUUUGGUUUUGCAUUGCAGCAAGAGAAUAAGGGAAGUGUAUUUCUCAAAUCUUUUCUUCAAGUUCCUCCUGUGUAUCCAUGUUGUGAAUUUAAAGAACCUUCUACCUUCCUUCUGUCAUCUUGCAUGGUCUGAUCCCACAUAAAGCAAGGGCAGAAACACUGCCGUCUUGUGUCAUUAGCUAUAACACUAGUGCUACACAAAGGAGCAAAGAGAAAUGCUUCCUUAUCCAGAAGUUGGUCACUUUUUUGGGGGCCAUGGCUAUAAAAUGCAAGCAGGUUUAGCUGUACAGUGAAGUGGGUUAAAACAGGAUUGCUAUACUGAGAAAUUAGGAUAUUAUUGUUCUUUUGUGUUUCUGUAAUUCUGAAUUUAUGCUGCUUACUUAUGUGGCUAAACUUUAACCAAUGAAUGUGUCUUCUUAUUUCCUUAUGUCUUGGGUGUGAUUUUGGGGGCCGUACUGAGAUUUAAAAGGUAAAAUCCUGUCGUUUGUGCUGUUUUAAUUGUGGGUUGGCUGCAAAUCGUCGCUGCCACGCUGCUGUCUGUCUCCUCGCUGAUUUCAGUGCCGUUUGACUGUAGGAGCAAAUCAUGCAUUCUGCUGAAUUUCACGGUGGCAUUUCAGCAUUAGGAAGUGUGAAGAUGUCACAGGCUAAACAGAUCCGAGUGCUAGUCCUCAAUGACCUGGAGAAACUGGAAAGGACCCUGUUCCGCUUGGAACAAGGUUUUGAGUUGCAGUUUCGACUGGGGCCAACUCUUCAGGGGAAAGAGGUCCAUGUUCACAUCAACUACCCGGCCGAAGGAGAGCGUUUUGACCGCCACAGAUUCCACACCCUCGACUGGGUGAAUCCCACCGGCAGAGAGGACGACUCCGACAAGUUCUGCUCCCUCGAGAUGCAUACUGCUGGCUCUUACCAGUAUCACUUCGGCCAUGGUCUUAAUGAGGAGAACGUUGGAGGCGGAUAUGUGGUGGUGGAUCCGGUGCUCCGCGUCGGCGCUGAUGAUCACGUCUUACCUUUAGACUGCAUCAGCAUCCAGACAUAUCUGGCUAAAUGUCUCGGCCCUCUGGAUGAGUGGCUUGACCGGCUCAUGGUGGCCAAAGAGUCGGGUUAUAACAUGAUCCAUUUCACGCCGCUGCAGACGCUGGGUGAGUCACGCUCCUGCUACUCUCUGGCUGAUCAGCUGGAGCUGAACCCUGACUUCUCUCCUCCGGGCCAGAAGUAUGACUGGAGCAAUGUAGGCAACCUGGUGGAGAAGAUGAAGAACGAGUGGAACAUGCUUUGCAUUACUGAUGUUGUUUACAACCAUACAGCUGCGAACAGCGUGUGGAUCCAGAAACACCCCGAGUGUGGCUAUAACCUGGUGAACUCGCCCCACCUGAGGCCUGCGUGGGUGCUGGACAGAGCGCUGUGGCACGUCACCUGCGAUAUCGCUGACGGGAAAUACACCGAGCGCGGAAUCCCAGCCCUCAUACGCAACGAACAACACCUCAAUGCCAUCCGUGGAAUCUUCUGGCAGGAUGUGUUUCCUACGAUUAAGCUGUGGGAGUUCUUCCAGGUCAAAGUUGAGCCAAUAGUGGAGCAGUUCAGGAUUUUACUCCAAACUGGGGCCAAACCUGACCGAAGCAAAAUGGACGGCAAGAAGCAGUUCAGGAUCAUUCAGGACCCUCAGUACAGACGCUUCGGGAGCUCAGUGGACUUAAAUAUAGCCCUGGAGCUCUUUGUGCCCAACGGGAACAGUCCAGGAGCCAUAGAGGACUGCUGUAACUGGUUCAGGAAGAGGCUGGAGGAGCUGAACGGAGAACAGUAUCGAGAAAUGAACUAUCAUCAGGAGCAGGCUACCAACUGUUCCGUGGGUACAGUGUCUUAUGAGCGCCUGGCAGAUCACGGCCCCAAACUCGGCCCCGUCACCAGAAAACAUCCACUGGUUACAAGGUAUUUCACAUUCCCGUUUAAGGACAUGUCUCUGGAGCAGGACCUUCUGCUCAUUGACCAGCCGGACAAAGCGUGUCACUUUCUGGCCCACAAUGGCUGGGUGAUGGGUGAUGACCCACUGAGGAACUUUGCAGAACCAGGCUCGAACGUGUACAUCAGGCGAGAGCUGAUCUGUUGGGGAGACAGUGUGAAGCUUCGAUACGGCAGUAAGCCUGAGGACUGUCCGUAUCUGUGGGCGCACAUGCAGAAAUACACCGAGAUCACGGCUACAUACUUCACCGGAGUCCGUCUCGACAACUGCCACUCCACGCCGCUGCACGUAGCCGAGUUCAUGUUGGCUGCAGCACGCUCCAUCAGACCCGACCUGUACGUGGUGGCUGAGCUCUUCACAGGCAGCGAGGAGCUCGACAAUGUGUUUGUCACUAGACUAGGCAUCUCCUCCCUUAUCAGAGAGGCGAUGAGCGCCGGAGACAGUCAUGAGGAGGGUAGAUUGGUGUACCGUUACGGUGGAGAGCCUGUAGGAGCCUUCUUGCAGCCGAGCCUCCGUCCUCUGGUGCCCAGCAUCGCCCACGCCAUGUUCCUGGACAUCACACACGACAACGAGUGUCCCAUCCAGAUCCGCUCUGCCUUCGACUCGUUGCCUAGCUCUGCUAUCGUCGCUAUGGCCUGCUGUGCCACAGGUAGCACCCGAGGCUAUGACGAGCUCGUACCUCAUCAGAUCUCGGUGGUGACCGAGGAGCGCUUUUAUCAGAAGUGGAACCCGCGGGCCACGCAGCCCAGCCCCGGUCAGGUCAGUCUACGGACGGGCAUCAUCGCCGGCAAACUAGCUCUGAACCGCCUGCACCAGGAGCUCGCAGCUCACGGCUUCAACCAGGUGUUUGUGGAUCAGGUGGAUGAAGACGUUGUUGCCGUGACUCGUCACUCUCCGAGUUCACACCAGUCUGUCGUGGCUGUGUGUCGCACCGCCUUCCGCAACCCCAAACAACACCAAUACGCACUCGAGGUUCCACCCAUGUUCAUCCCAGGUAAGAUAGAGGAGGUGGUAUUGGAGGCCCGUACAGUAGAGACUCAGGCCGGUUCCUACAAAAAAGAUGAGAAGAGCAUUAACGGCCUGCCUGAGUUCACAGUGGAGAUUAAAGAGCACAUCCAGCUGAAAGACAGCGGUGUGGUGAAGCAGGCUGGGGUGACGUCACGAGGCCGCAGCGAGUUUGUGCAGGAGAUAGUGUUCGAGCGUCUCACUCCCGGGAGCGUCAUUGCUUUCAGAGUGAGUUUGGAUCCGAAGGCACAGGACCUUGUGGGGUUUUUGAGGACUCACCUCAUUCAGUUUAACCCUGAGUACAAAGCAGGAAGUGUGCUGGACAAGAACACUCCAGUCAUACUCAAGACCCCACUGAGCCAGAUCAUGGAGAAGCUGACUCUGGCUGAUCUGAAUGUGCUGCUGUUCCGCUGUGAAGAAGAGGAGAAGGAGGACGGAGGUGGCUGUUAUAACAUCCCUGGAUGGACAACCCUCAAGUAUGGUGGCCUGCAAGGAAUGAUUUCAGUGAUGGCUGACAUCAGACCUAAGAACGACCUGGGCCACCCGUUCUGUGAUAACCUGAGGCAGGGAGACUGGAUGAUCGAUUAUGUCAGUAACCGACUGGUGGCUCGUGGAGGAGUACUCGGAGAGGUGGGUCAGUGGUUCCAGGCCAUGUUUGGCUACCUGAAACACAUCCCUCGCUACCUCAUCCCCUGCUACUUCGACGCCAUCCUGGUUGGAGCAUACACCAAAGCCCUAGACGCUACCUUCACACAGAUGUCACCUUUUGUGCAGGAUGGUUCAACCUUCGUACGUUUGCUGGCCCUGGGUUCACUGCAGAUGUGUGCUGUAGGUCGUUUUCCUGCUCUUCCACCACUCUCUCCUGCACUGCGUGAUGUCCCACGACGCAUCAAUGAGAUCACCAAGCAGGAAGAACAGUACUGCGUCUCCAUGGCAGCAGGCUUGCCUCAUUUCUCCUCUGGAAUUUUCCGCUGCUGGGGCAGAGACACGUUCAUUGCCCUGCGGGGUCUCAUGCUGCUCACUGGUCGUCACCUGGAGGCCAGGAACAUCAUCCUGUCCUUCGCUGGCACUCUGAGGCAUGGUCUGAUCCCCAACCUGCUCGGCGAGGGCGUAGCUGCACGAUAUAACUGCCGUGAUGCCGUGUGGUGGUGGCUGCAGUGUAUUCAGGAUUACUGCACCCUUGUGCCUGAUGGAGUGACUAUUCUCCAGUGCCUUGUGUCCAGGAUGUACCCUACAGAUGACUCAUUGCCUCAGGCACCGGGCACUGUGGAUCAGCCUCUGUGUGACGUGAUUCAUCAAGCUCUCCAGCGCCACAUGCAGGGCAUCGAGUUCAGAGAGAGGAACGCCGGACCACAGAUCGAUAACAACAUGAGGGAUGAAGGAUUCAACAUCGUGGCCAAGGUAAAUCCAGACACAGGCUUUGUGUACGGAGGAAAUCGCUUCAACUGCGGCACAUGGAUGGAUAAGAUGGGCGAAAGUGACCGAGCUCGCAAUAAAGGGAUUCCUGCUACACCCAGGGACGGUUCAGCUGUUGAGAUCGUGGGUUUGUGUAAGUCGGCAGUGCGCUGGCUAGUGGAGCUCCAUAAGUGGGGUCUGUUCCCUCACAGCACCAUGACCAUUCACCGAGACGGUAAACAACUCACAGUGUCCUACGAAGAGUGGAACAGAAAGAUCCAGGACAAAUUUGAGAAAAUGUUCUACGUGUCUCACAACCCCGACGACCCCAAUGAGAAACAUCCUGAGCUGGUCCAUAAGAGGGCGAUUUACAAGGACAGCUGUGGAGCUUCAAGCCCGUGGUGCGACUACCAGCUCAGACCCAACUUCACCAUCGCCAUGGUGGUGGCUCCUGAGUUGUUCACGGUGGAGAGGGCCUGGGAAGCUCUGAGUAUCGCUGAAGAAAAGCUGCUCGGACCGCUGGGAAUGAAAACCCUAGAUCCAGAUGACAUGGUUUACUGCGGUGUUUACGACAACUCGCUCGACAACGACAACUACAACGUAGCCAAAGGCUUCAACUACCACCAAGGCCCUGAAUGGCUUUGGCCAGUUGGGUAUUUCCUACGUGCAAAGUUAUAUUUCGCCAAGAAGCUUGGAAAGGAAACCUACGACAAGACUGUGUUUCUGGUGAAGAACGUUCUUUCUCGCCAUUAUGUUCAUUUGGAAAGGUCCCCGUGGAGGGGUCUGCCAGAACUGACGAAUGAAAACGGUCAGUACUGCGCGUUCAGCUGCGAGACUCAAGCCUGGUCCAUCGCUACUGUUCUGGAGGUCCUGCAUGACCUAUAACCUUUCAUAGGAGGCUUUCAUAGAAGGCUCAAGUCUUCCUGAAUCCUUUCCUAUCUUCUUGGAGCCAGUAGAUGCCAUGUUAUCGACCGUGAAUGUCCAUUGUGCGGUACGAAAAUGAGCCACUGUAUUUUUUUUAACGAUGUCUGAUACUCAUUUUAACCUCCAUCACAUUUCCUCAAAUAACAUCAUAUCUAUCCCCCGACAACUAAAGUACCUUUAAUACAGAAUUAAAGUAAAGCUCUCACUAAUGGGCUUGAAUUCAAGCCUGUAGGUCCUGUUGGUGUGUCUGUAAUUGUGUUACUGUGUUGGAAUGCUAGCGGGUGAUGCCAUGUACUGUCAUGUGUUUAUGUAGUCUGUGAACUGCUGUUGUGUGUUUGUCUUACAUGUGAAAAGAAAUGAGAGCAUUUAGAGUUUUUCAUGUUGUAGACACACCUUCUGGUUUAGGGUUACAGCAUUGUGAUAAACGGAUCGGAAGAAUUAGUAAGAGAAAUAAAUACCUGUCUGAGACCCAGAGUCUGGUGGCAUUUCAUUGAUCUCUUCUUUUAUUCAGCAAACACCACAGGAAAUGAUUUUAUUAGUUAUGUCUCAAAUUUUGGUGUGGACAUCAGAAAAGUCUAGUGUAGUAUUAACACACAGACCUGUGGAAAAAUGUACAGAGCUCCUGGGGUGACAUAAUGGUUAAUUAGUGGUUUGUUUACACAUGUGCUUGUAUGGAUUUUCUGGGCUCACCUUUCAGAUUAUGUAAAUCAAAUACCAAUUGGUUAUUUCAGACUGUCAGGCACAGGCCUGGACUUAAUUAAGUGCAUUAUUCUUCCAUGAUAUUAACUGGAGCAGAAUUAAGUCCACUUAACAUGAGACGCGUCUGUUUUAUUCAAACUCCACCCCUUGUGCAUCACUCUUCCGUAACUUCUGAAUAGCGCUUAAUUGUGUAGUUACAUUUGAGGUAUGAAAGAAUACCAAUUUCAGCAUUAAAUCCUCACUGAAUAUAGCCCAUCUGUUCACGGACUCAUCCUGACAAACACCGAGGACCUGGCUGACAUCAGUAGGGAAAUGAUCACUGAUUCAUUCAGGCAGUUCUGUUCUGUUGGGUUUAAUAAAUAUAUUUUUAUUAGUUCAUUGAAACAGUUUAAAACUUUGUCUGCUGUCAUUUGUACAGAGCAUAUAAGCGCUCUUCUCUGUUUUGAUGACGGUGCGACACUGCAGGAUCGCCACGGACACUGCGGUAUCUGAUUUACAAGCUGAACUGAUUAUUUUGCUAUGGCGCAUAGCUAUCCGGGGGGGUGAGGGCACGAUGAUUUAGUGGUUAGCACGUUUGCCUCGCAUCUCCAGAGUUGGGGGUUCGAUUCCUGCCUCUGCCCUGUGAACAUGAGUUUGCAUGUUCUCCCUGUGCUUCAGAGGGUUCCUCCAGGUACUCCAGUUUCCUCCCCCAGUCCAAAUACAUGCAUUGUAGGCUGAUUGGCAUCUUUUAAAUUGAGUGUGCAAGAGUGUGUGUGUGUACCACUUCCAGGGUGUCCCCUGCCUUGUGCCCCGAGUCCCCUGGGACAGGCUCCAGGCUCCCCUGUGCCCCUGUGUAGGGUAAGCGGUACAUAAAAAUGGAUAGAUAGAUGGACAUAGCUCUCCAACAACAUUAAUUUGUGACAUUUCUUGUGUGAGGAAAUCUCCCUUGGCUCUUUUCCCAACAAUGCAGCAGACGCCAAAGUAAAUUAAACAGCCACUGGGUUUUCCCAGAUCACCACACAUACAUCAGCAGUGAAGUGUGAUUAUUUAUUUAUUUGGUAAAUGUAGUGUGUCACUAUGAAGAUCUGAGAUUACAUCAUGU
Ictalurus furcatus (blue catfish) is the source of this 7539-nucleotide messenger RNA. It is a transcript of the gene agla, whose product is annotated as amylo-alpha-1, 6-glucosidase, 4-alpha-glucanotransferase a. Gene Ontology annotation, molecular function: amylo-alpha-1,6-glucosidase activity; 4-alpha-glucanotransferase activity. The transcript is spliced from 34 exons. The record is from RefSeq and is a predicted model, not a curated record. Gene Ontology annotation, biological process: glycogen biosynthetic process; glycogen catabolic process. Lineage: Eukaryota; Metazoa; Chordata; Actinopteri; Siluriformes; Ictaluridae. The coding region runs from base 1062 to 5720 and encodes 1552 amino acids.